Messenger RNA from Arachis stenosperma, 1112 nucleotides. Its product is annotated as protein S-acyltransferase 11-like. The transcript has 4 exons. Gene Ontology annotation, molecular function: palmitoyltransferase activity. The record is from RefSeq and is a predicted model, not a curated record. Lineage: Eukaryota; Viridiplantae; Streptophyta; Magnoliopsida; Fabales; Fabaceae. Bases 1 to 1110 code for a protein of 369 amino acids.
AUGGUAAACUCGUUACAUUUUGGUGGAGAUUUUAACUUGGGUAUAUUUGGCUAUUUGCAUCUCAAAAAUCAUCGGUUAACUACUACUUUGGAGGAUGAGGAGCAGCAUGUGACUACAGUUUCUGAGAAUUAUGAAACAACAUGCUGGGGUUGUGGACUGCGCCUUUCGCUUCCUACUUGUACAUCUGUUUUCAAAUGUGGCUGGUGUGGAGCUUUAACAAAUCCAAACAAGCAGAAAAAUGUCACUAAGGGCUGUUGGUGGAGACGGCUGUGGGAACGGUGCAUCGUUUCAUUGGUCUUUGUGUUUAUGCUCUUUAUAAUAUUUGGUGCAGUGUGGGCAGUCCUUCCCAUUGUCUUUUCUUUCAGUUUCUUUUCUGGGAUUUUUCACUCCACCAUUUCAGCAAUCUUGUCCAUAGCCACCAUUUCUUUCUUCAGCCUCGUUGCAUUUCACGGUGCUGGAUCGCCUCCAAACAUAUUAUGGGGAAGUUACCCAACUGUAGGUAGAAAUGAACUGGAAAAUUACACUUUCUGUUACUACUGUUCGAAACCUAAGUCACCGAGAACCCAUCACUGUCGAACAUGUGGAAAAUGUAUACUCGACAUGGAUCACCACUGCCCAUUUAUUGGGAACUGUGUUGGUGCAGAUAACCACCGCUGCUUCAUCGCCUUCCUCAUCUCCGCUUUGGCCGGAACCUCCUAUGCUUCUAUAAUGUCCAUAUAUGCAAUGUCCCAUAUAUGGCAAAUGCCAUCACUGACAUACUCUUUUGAAAACUUGGAUGGGCCUAUAGGCCUAUUUCCUCAAUCGAGACGUAUCGUCGAAAUUAUGAUUACUGCACUGAGUUCUCUUCUAUUCCAAUCCUCAAGGGGUGUUAUUCUUGUUUACAUAAUCAUUGCAAGUGUUUCAGUGCAGAUAGGACUGAGUAUUCUUCUGUGUCAGCAACUGUAUUAUAUUUAUGAAGGGGAAACUUACUUGGGUCACCUCAACUUGCAAGCUCAUAGCAUAGAGGCAAAGAAGGAUUGCCAAAAUCUUGUUAGAUUUUUUGGUUUCCCAUAUUCUGUAAAAAGAUUUUUGCCAAACUCUCUGCUUCCUCAGAAGAUACAUGUUAAGUGAAA